Molecule: messenger RNA, 1757 nt
Organism: Cornus florida
Lineage: Eukaryota; Viridiplantae; Streptophyta; Magnoliopsida; Cornales; Cornaceae
Product: codeine O-demethylase-like
Exons: 4
Coding region: 422-1555 (377 amino acids)
Source: RefSeq, a predicted model, not a curated record
UAAAGAAAUUUGUUGACUGUGAUACCAACCAUGAUUCACAAUUCAAUCCAAAAACUAAGUUUGGAAGAUGGACUAACACUUCACUAGUAGUAUAAACUAAUUUUACUGUCAACUUUCGAAAAAAAAAUUUUACUGUCAAAAGAAAGAAAGAAAAAACAAAAAAACAUUUUGACUUAGACCUGGCCAGCUGUCACCGUCCUGAACUGACAAUUAGAUUGCACCAAGGUACAUUACAAACACGGAAUUUUAUAUAUCAGCAUCAACACCGGUGACUGAGAGAGACAGCGACACCAACCUGAAAAUAUCUCCAACUCACAAAUGCCAAAACCACAAUAGACGUUGUUUCCGUUUCCAAAUCAAUCCAUCACUGGAAAUAGGGCAAACCACAGAAAAGAAAAAAUAAUGGGAAUCUUUUUUUCACAUGAGAAACGUAACCAAACGCUCCUUCCUUCUUCAACAAUUAUCAUCAUCCAAUCCCACCAGAUAUUCAAAUUCCAUCGUCAAUUCCCCUGUUUGGCUACAAUCUGCAUAUUCCGCACAAUGCACCAGUCUUCACCAUCUCUCUAAGAUUAGGGUUUCCAAAACCUCUCCCUCAUCCUUCUAUAUAUCAUCUCCUUCAUAUUCAUCUUCUGCAUCAUCAUCGUCGUCGUAUUCAAAGAUGGGACUUCUUGUAUGGUAUUUGGGUAAGCUCGAGUCUCGUCCUCUGCUCACUAAAAGCGCCACUGCCUCAUUUAUGUUCGCCGCUGCUGAUUUGACCUCCCAGCUGGUGAACCAGGGAGUGGAUUCUUCAUUAGUGGAGAAACUGAAAUAUGAGAUUGAAGAAUUCUACAAGCUCCCUAUGGAAGAGAAAAUGAAACAUAAGAUGAGGCCUGGUGAUGUUGAAAGGAAUACCUUGGAAUCAUACUUUUCUGAGUUGCAAAAACUUUCCAAAACAAUUCUUGGGUUGAUGGCAAAGGCUCUACAGAUUGAUGAGGAAGAGGUAAAAGAGAUGUUUGAAGAUGGGAUGCAAUCAGUGAGGAUGACUUACUAUCCACCAUGUCCAAAACCAGAGCUGGUUGUUGGCUUUACACCGCACUCGGACGCUUCUGGCAUCACCAUCCUUCUCCAAGUCAAUGGAGUGGAAGGCCUCCAAGUUAGAAAAGAUGGAUUUUGGAUCCCUACAAACUUCCUUCCUUGUGCCUUUAUGGUGAAUGUAGGAGACUUUCUAGAGAUCUUUAGCAAUGGUGUCUAUCGCAACAUUGAGCACAGGGUGACAGUAAAUCCAUUGGAAGAGAGGAUCUCUAUUGCUAUGUUUUUCAAUCCCAAAUUCCAAGCAAAGGUUGGACCUACAGCUCGUACUAUAACCCCAGAAAACCCACCAUUGUUCAAAAGGGUGGAGAUGGAGAAGUGUGUCAAAGAUUUCUACUCCCAUAAGCUCAAUGGAAAGUCAUUCUUAGAGCGAAUGCAAAUUGAAAUUGAUGGUGAUCAUGAACUUGCUCAACAAAUAAAAUGGUGUAAUAUAUUGAGGUUUGAAGUUAAAUUUUAUAAAAUUGUGUCUUGUUUAAUGUUGUUAUAAAUAAAAUGGUGUGAUCGAUGUCUAUUAUGGUUUGGAGUAUAUGUGUUGUAUAUAAGUCGUACCACAUUGCUGGUGGGAUAAUGUUGUUAUAAAUAAAAUUGUUUUAUGUACUUGUUGGUUUGGAGUUAAAUCUUGUAAAUGGUAUUAUGGUACCUCUUGUAUGUAAAGUUAUACUAGUCUCUAUUACAUUGAUGAAUUUUAU